UGACAUUAAUGACAUAACGUAUUUUUAGGUUAAUUUUGUUUUCAUUUACUCGAAUUGUUUGUUUGGAAACAGUGGAAACUUCUCAUUUACUAAUAAAUUUAGUGAGAUGAGCGAACAAGCAAGCACACCAGAAUCUAAUGAGCCCUCAACGCCGGAAACUAAUGGAAAAGGUUCAGAAAAUGGAAAUUCUCCAGAACAACCAAAGCCUCAAUUAACAAAUGUUGAAAAAAUCAAACAGAGGAAACAAGUUUGGUUCUCAGCAUCACUUAGUAGAAAACUACUUAAAUUGGCAGUAUAUUCUAAAUGUCAGAUUAACGAAUGCCAAUGUACAGGCUGGAAAAAAGUCCAAGAGCAACAAGCGUUCACAUUCAACGAUAUUUGUAAAUGCGACCAUACUAUAGAAAAUCAUGUUUCUCAUUUGAGAUCCAAACCAGAGCAAGAGGUUAAUCGUAUUCUUAGUAUGGCAAUUGAUUUUGAUAAUAUUUAUUCAGCAAUGAAUAGAGAAGAAAAUGCUGAAACUAAAAAAGUAUAUGGUUGUUUAUUCAGGCUGCUUAGAAAAUGUAUACUGACUUUAGAAAGUCCAACCAUUGAUGGUCCACUUGGACAUCCUCCAUUUGAGAGGGCCACUAUCCACAAAGCUAUAACUAAUAUGUUAGUUUAUAAGUUCUCACAUUUAGCACAACAAGAGUGGAAAACAAUGUGUGAAUUAGCAAGAAUAUUAAUUCAGUAUUUAAACAAUUGGGAGUUUCCAGCCCCUGCUCCGAAUCACAUUGUAAGACAGGAAGAAAUGACCAUAUACAGGGUGGAAUACAGAAGGUGGCUUGUGUUCUGUCAUAUACCGAUGUUCUGUGAUUCCCUCAAGCACACAGAUACAACUAUGGCCUUCGGGAAAACUCUGCUUCGCACAGUUUUUAAGCAUAUCAAGAAACAAAUAAUGGAUCAGUUUCAUAGGGCCAGAGAUCAAAUGACCCAAGAGAGAAGGGUCAUGCUUUUAACACAUUUUCCUCCAUUUCUCAAUGUAUUAGACAAGGAACUUUUUGCUCCUAGCUCUCCAAUUUUCGAUCCAGACUUCAAACAUAUUCCAACACUUCAUCUCCAGAGUUUACUAGAAUCUUGCAGGAAACCAGCUCAAGAAGUUCAUCCUCCUCCGUGUACUUCGUCUGUUAAACGUCCCAGUGAUACCCCAGUUAGGGAAACUAAAAGAAGAAGAGAUGAACACUUUGAGGACAUACCGGAAGAAACAGUUGCCCAAAUAAUCAGAACCAUUGAUGAUCCUAAUUACAUGACUGGACCAGAUCUGGUAUUUUCUGAGGAUGCUCCAGCCACAGAUGAAGUUCCAAAGAGUGAAGAAAAGAAGAAAAUCAUCGAAUUGAAGGUUGUUGGAAAUAGCCUCACUGAGCCUGUUCCAAAACAAACGAUGAUAUGGCUGAUUGGUCUGCAAAAUGUGUUUUCCCAUCAACUUCCUAGAAUGCCCAUUGAAUACAUUUCCCAGCUGUUGUUUGAUCCGAAGCAUCGGACUUUAGCGCUGAUCAAAGAGAAUCACUUAAUUGGUGGAAUCUGCUUCAGGAUGUUUGAAACACAAGGUUUCACGGAAAUAGUUUUUUGUGCAGUCACAAACAGAGAGCAGAUCAAGGGCUAUGGUACUCACCUUAUGAACCACUUGAAAGACUACCACAUAAGAAAAGGAGUUCUUCAUUUUCUCACUUUCGCCGAUCAGAAUGCCAUAGGUUAUUUUGAGAGGCAAGGUUUUUCGAAGGACAUCAAGCUCAGCAGGUCGUUUUAUCAGGGUUAUAUCAAAGAUUACGAAGGUGCCACCUUGAUGCAUUGUGAGCUGAAUCCAAAGAUUAUUUAUACAGAAUUUACUGCUACCGUGAGGAAGCAGAAGAAGAUUGUGAAACAAUUGAUUUAUCAACAGCAAAGGACGGUUUCGAAAGUGCACAGGGGACUCACAUUCUUCAAAGAAGGUGUUACCACUCUUCCCAUUGAGUCCAUACCAGGAAUAGAAGAAACUGGAUGGAGACCAGCAGCUAGGGCAACAAGACUUGUGCAGCAACUUGAAGAAUCUCAGGACAUUGAUGUACUUGCUGGGAUGCUGAAAAUUGUGUUAAACUCUGUGAAGAAUCAUGAAGAUGCUUGGCCCUUCAAGCAGCCAGUAGACAGAAAUACUGUCCUAGAUUAUUAUGACCUUAUUAAGUAUCCAAUGGAUCUCAAGACAAUGGCUGAACGUUUGAAAUCUAGAUAUUACGUAUCCAGGAGGCUUUUCAUUGCUGAUAUGAUGAGAAUUUUCACGAAUUGCAAAAUUUAUAAUGCACCUGAUACAGAAUACUAUCAGUGCGCUGUUAAUUUACAGCAAUACUUCCAGACUAAAAUGAAAGAAAUAGGUUUAUGGGACAAAUAGCAAAUUUUUCAAUGUUUUCUAAUUUAUUUUGUAAAUAGAUUCAAAUUGUAUUUCCUGCGGAAACUCAUUGUAAAAUAGUCUUUUCUGUAAAUAUAGAAUAAUGAAAACUA
This is a messenger RNA of Coccinella septempunctata (seven-spotted ladybird), 2508 nucleotides long. RefSeq names its product histone acetyltransferase KAT2A. NCBI's taxonomy places the organism in Eukaryota, Metazoa, Arthropoda, Insecta, Coleoptera, Coccinellidae. Bases 107 to 2398 code for a protein of 763 amino acids. Gene Ontology annotation, molecular function: histone H3 acetyltransferase activity; protein binding. The transcript has 10 exons. Gene Ontology annotation, biological process: positive regulation of transcription by RNA polymerase II; chromatin remodeling. Gene Ontology annotation, cellular component: nucleus; histone acetyltransferase complex. The record is from RefSeq and is a predicted model, not a curated record.